ACAAUGUAAACAGAAGUGCGGAAAGUGGAGUGGAGGGCACAUUCAAGGGCUCCUCCGGUACAUUAGUCAUUUCAUCCGUGCAGGCGGUUUACGUCUUACGUCGCAAAAAAACCUUUAAGCGAUGACGCGCAGAGUAGGACUUUUGUGCGACUAUAAAAGAAGAAAUCAGAUGGCGGAGCGUCACCUGCGCGUCUGGAUAAAACGCGAACAGCGAUGCGUAAAAGCGCGCAGUGCCAACAAAAUGCGCGGACUAACGUGAUUCCGGUAAUGUGAACGGCGCUGGAUUGAGAGGUCCCCCUCCUUUGUUCGAGCAGAUGCGGGUCUGACGUGUUCCCGGGGGAUUUUCAGUCGUGGUUCAAACCCCGUGUGGUGUCGGUCUGAGUCUCUCUCUCUCUCUCUCUCUCUCUCUCUCUCUCUCUCUCUCUCUCUCUCUCUCUCUCUCUCUCUCUCUCUCUCUCUCUCUCUCUCUCUCUCUCAAUGCUGCUAUGGCCUCCUGCAUGCGUCAAUACUGUGACCCUCUUCCCAUGCUGCUGCUCCUCUCAGCGCGGCUCCUGAUCGUGAGGUCUGAUUCGGCAGAUAACUGUUGCUCAUCCACUCUCAUCGCCACAUGUGAAGACUGUCUGAAAUGCGGCCCUGAGUGCGCCUGGUGCUCUCAAGAGAGGUUUCUGGAUGGGGCGCAUGUAAGCCAGAGGUGUGGAUCUGUUUCCGACCUGCGAGUCAGGGGUUGCGAGUUGGACUUUAUUGAGAACCCAAAUGUGAAAGUGGAGGUAAACGCCACCAUCAGCAGCUCACAGGUGGCUCCCAGAGAGAUUACCAUCCACCUACGACCAGGGAGCGAGGCAAGCUUUGUGAUAGAGGUACAGCAGUUAGAAUGGUACCCAGUGGAUCUGUACUAUCUAGUGGACGUCUCAGCCUCCAUGCGGGAUAACUUGGACCGAUUGAAGACUGUGGGUCUGGCUCUGUCUCACCAAAUGAAAGACCAUUCCAGAGAUUUUAGAGUUGGUUUUGGGUCUUUUGUGGAUAAACCGGUGUCUCCAUACAUCGAUGUGCACCCCUCAAAACUGCUUAACCCUUGCAGUGAUUAUGACGUGCUCUGCAGGCCUGUUCAUGGUUUCAUCCAUGUCCUCCCCAUCACGAAGAACAUGACAGAGUUCACGCGUGUCAUUCAGGAGCAGAGGAUCUCUGUGAACCUGGAUACACCUGAAGGCGGAUUCGAUGCCAUGCUGCAGGCAACCGUUUGCAAGAAGGACAUUGGAUGGCGACCAGAAGCCAAACAUCUGCUAUUGGUUAUGACAGACCAGCCUUCUCAUCUGGCAUUGGACAGUAAACUGGCCGGUAUUGUGGUACCACAUGACGGGCGCUGCCACCUAGAGGACAAUAUCUACACACAGACCACUACCAUGGAACAUCCAACGAUUGGUCAACUGGCAGAUAAACUUCUAGAGAACAACAUAAACUCCAUAUUUGCGGUGGACCAGAAGCAAUUUCAGUGGUAUGAGGAUCUCUUAGACUUGAUUCCAGGAAGUUAUGUGGGUCGACUGUUCCCAAAAUCAUCGAAUCUUAAAGAUUUAGUGCUGCACGCCUACAAGAAGCUGCUAUCUGAUGUGGAAUUGCAGACCAGGGUGGAGGACAGCCAAGCUCACCGGUUUCGGGUGAACGUAACAGCUUUUUGCCCCAACGGAUCCUCUGUUUUUGGAAACACUAAAUGUUCCAGCGUUCAGCCCAAACAAACAGUCUUCUUCAAGGUCACGGUCGGCAUGACCUCUUGUCCGGCAGAUGGUGCAAAUCAGGAGGUGCUGAUUACAUUGAGGCCUGUCGGAUUUAACGAGUCUGUUACCGUACGGGUCCAACAGAUGUGUGGGUGUACCUGCACGGAGAAGGGCCUUUGUUACGAUGACCUGAAUGCCUCGCCUUGCUCUGCAGAGACGGGCACGAGUUCAAUGGAUGACUGUAGAGAGGAUGGAACCAAACCGAUCUGCAGCGGAAGAGGCACUUGUCGAUGCGGGACGUGUGUGUGUGAUUCUAGCAGACUCGGGACCAUCUACGGAAAGUUCUGUGAGAUGGACGACUUGUCGUGUCCGUACAAGAGAGGCCUGGUGUGUGGAGGGCACGGGCGGUGUGUUUCAGGUGAAUGUGUGUGCAUCCCCGGCUGGACGGGUGAGACCUGCGACUGUCCCGGGUCCACAGAAACCUGCGUGUCAGACGACGGAUUGAUUUGCGGUGGUCAGGGAAAGUGUGUGUGUGGCAAGUGUGUGUGUGAUGAGCCCCAAUGCUUCGGAACGUUCUGUGAGAAGUGUCCCGUCAGCUACAGUUCCUGUCAAUCACACUGGACUUGUGUGAACUGUCAUCUGACUAAUGGACUUGGAUCAGAUGGUUUUCAGCUUUGUAAUCGCAGCUGCUCCUCAUUGGUGGAUUAUGUCGAUGACAUCACAGAGUUGGUGAAAGGGUACUGCCUGUAUCCCAGCACGGAUAAGUGUCAGUACCGCUUUCGCAUGGAUUUGGCAUCAGAUCGGCCUCAGCUGCACAUUAACAGACAUCCUGUGUGUGUUUGGAGUCGCCGUUCCUUUAAGAUGUUCCUCAGUGUUUUCCUCCUGACGGUGAUGUUGGGUAUCUGCAUGCUGGCCGGAGUCAGACAACUACUGAGAACUAGAAACUGUUUGUGGCCGACAAACCCCAACCAACAGUUUGAAGGAAGCCAAAAGGAUUCAGCAUACGUCCCCACGACCAAUGAAAAAACAAUAACAUACCGGGGGGACCCCCUCCCAAACCACCCGGUGGAAAUGCAGUCACACGUGCCCAAGAUGCCACUGAGGGACGCCUGGCAGUAACGGGGGUCAAAGGUCACUCCAGAAAUGCCUCCCAGACAGAAGCACUACCUAAAUGAAAACGCGAUUUCCAAAGCACGCACUUUGCGAGAGCAACAUCCUGUGUGGUUUUGCUAGGACGUUUUUCCACGUUGAGUUGUAUAAUUUAUUAUGUUGAACGGCAUUACAUUUCUGUCGUCCUGACUCCACGCAGGAGGUGAAUUAAAAGAGAGACGGUACGUAAACAUACAUAUACAGUAUACGUGAACGAACCUCACUGAUAUGGUUUCGACACAUUCACCUCAAAACACUCUUGGCCAUUAACCUCCAAUAAUGUCUGUAUUUUAGAUUACAGUUACUGUAUCUUUGUGUUUGUGUACGUGUGCGAGAGUGUGUUUGUGAUAUUUGUAUUUGUUUUAUUUUUAGUUGGCAAUACACUACAGACUAGCUAUGCUUGGGAUAGCAUAUUUCCAUACUAGCAUACUGCCAGUGUAUACUUCUGUGUACAUUGAACACAAUGGAAUAGCAUUUCCUGUUUGACAAAUGAACAGGAAGUGCUAUCAACUAUGAUUUUAAUCCCUUUUUUUUUAUCGUUAUUGGGUUGGGCUCCAAAAAGUACAUGUUUUAUAGUUUUAAUGUAUGUUUAAAUAACAUUUAAAAUAAUUUAAUCUUACCUAAAAUUGGAAUUAAAAAUGCUAAAUAGUCUUUUUUAUUACCAAAAUGUUCCCGUGACAACAAUUUAUCACACUGCUGUUUGAAACAUUUAUCAGAGCAUACUGUUUUACAUGCUGUUUUUUUAAAUGGUAUACAGUAUGCUGUGCAGCACGCAGUAUGCUUCUGUUCCACUCCGAACAUUUAUAUUUCUGAGAUGACUUGAUGUCACUCGCUGAAUUAAUCAUGCAACACGUUAGGCGUUUAUUGCUGCAUACUACAUACUUUUUCAUAUACUGUUAUAAAGCAUAGUAUGCCUAAGCAUCAGUCUGUCGUGCUAACUAAUAUUAGUAUGCCACCUAGUGUUCAUAGUGUGCAUAAUCAUUCCUAGCAACUUUCUGAAUAGCAGUGGGAUUUAUAUAUGUAUAUAUAUAUAUAUAUAUAUAUACAGUUAAGAUGGUUUUUGAUGCAUUUGGAUUGUUUUUAUUGUCUUAUUAACAGAGUAUUGAAGCACAGAUCACAAAUAUGAAUUAAAGGUACAUUACAGAAUAAUUGCUCAGCACUUUUCCAUGCUCAAAUUAUGCUGUAAUUUUUUAUAAACCCCUAGUUUUAAGGAUAUAUGUUAUAAUGAUUUGCCUGCUGUUCUGUAUUUAUAUCUGUUGUUGUGUACUACUGAUGCUCAGUUCUGUUCCAGCUCUAAAUACUGGACGAGCCCAAUGAUGCAGCGAGUAAUGCUACCUACCUCUGUGGUCACCAUAACAUGUGUUUUACCACAAUGUUUACAUCAAGCUAACACUAAACAAAUAUUUAGUUUUUUGCUUGUUUUUUUAGUUUAUUAUUAUUAUUAUUAUUAUUUAGACAUAAAUAAUAUGUUGAAUAUUUUGUAUAGUGUGAACAACAACUGGUAAAAGCAAUACGGUGUUGGCACAUGUAGGUUGUGAAAUUGGCAUUGCGCUACAUUUUGGAUGUACUUGGAUAAAUCACAGGUCUCACAUCAACCCUGAAUCUUGUUUUGGUCUGAUUUCAUUCAUAAAAAUUCUACAUUUCAAUAAA
Xyrauchen texanus (razorback sucker) is the source of this 4508-nucleotide messenger RNA. RefSeq names its product integrin beta-8-like. NCBI's taxonomy places the organism in Eukaryota, Metazoa, Chordata, Actinopteri, Cypriniformes, Catostomidae. The transcript is spliced from 15 exons. Bases 486 to 2828 code for a protein of 780 amino acids. Gene Ontology annotation, molecular function: integrin binding. Gene Ontology annotation, cellular component: cell surface; integrin complex; focal adhesion. Gene Ontology annotation, biological process: cell migration; cell adhesion mediated by integrin; integrin-mediated signaling pathway. The record is from RefSeq and is a predicted model, not a curated record.